Drosophila bipectinata is the source of this 2207-nucleotide messenger RNA. RefSeq names its product T-cell immunomodulatory protein. Gene Ontology annotation, cellular component: plasma membrane. The record is from RefSeq and is a predicted model, not a curated record. Lineage: Eukaryota; Metazoa; Arthropoda; Insecta; Diptera; Drosophilidae.
UAACCAAGUGGACAGUCCCUCAUCUGACUCAGUAUUGAUUUUGCUACAAUAACAAAGAUCCAAAAAAACAAACGAAAGGCAACGCAAAUCUGCAGUGAACAACUUGGGGAUGGCGAAAUCCGUCCUGCAUCUGGGGCUCCUGCUCCUGUUCUUGCUGGGUACCUGCCGCUUGAUCCGUUCCAGCGACAUCACAGACAAGGUCUUCGGGAACAUCCGUGAGGGAAUCGUGGCAGCCUUCGGAGACUUCAACUCCGACGAAUUCACAGACGUUUUCAUCAUUGGCGACAAAAUGACAACGCUACGAAUACUCUACGGUCACUAUACGGAGCCCUUGCUGAUGCAGGGUCCCUAUUGCCAAUACAAUGGCAAAAAAAUUGUAAGCGUAAUCCCCGGAGACUUUGAUGGCGACGCUCAGAUGGAUGUCCUAAUCAACAUUAAGAGCAGCGAGGGCAAGGAUGCUUACGAUGUGUAUAUCAAUUGGGGCAACACCACAGAGCUCCAGUGCGCACAAGAGCCCUUGUUCUCCAGCAGGGGUGAGGUUAUGGCCCUGGACUUUAACCGAGACAUGAUCAUCGAUCUCUACGGACUGGAUUCAAAUAACGAAAGGACAUUUUGGAUAUUCAACAGCAGCAGGAAAGCGCCGGAAGUACGCCAUCAGGCGGAACCAACGGGAGUAACUUCAAGCACCUUGGCCAUUCCAAAUGCCAAUGCCUAUCUCGAUCGCAACGGCGAUUUCUUAGCCGAUCUGUUCCUGCAGACUAAAGAUUCGUAUGAGGUCUGGUACGGGAUCAACGAACGCGACAAACAGGAAAACUUCAGCUACAAGUACGAAAUUAAGUUCCAGCCAAUUGGAGGCAAUGAUUACCAUAUCGGUCAGGCUGUUUUCAUGGACUUUGAACUGAAAGGAGAGCAGUAUAUCGUGGUUCCAUUUUGCAUCCAUGCCAGCUGCAGGAACUCGUCGAUUAUGGUCCACGAUGGCACGGAUUUUCACAACCUUCAUGUCAACUUUCGCGAUCCCAAUGGCAUUACAUGGGCUUUUGUGCCACCUGAUCCGGAAGACAUUUAUUUGAGAACCAUUACUGCGCGUAGCUCGGAUUUCAAUCUGGACGGGUAUCCCGAUCUGCUGAUCACGCUCCAGCCGUUAAACGUCGGAAAACCAGUCAUGCAAACGUUCUUGCUGGAAAACGUACCAUGUACUACGUGCAACAAACCCUUGAAGCGAACCUUCGAGGUUCGUUGGAACGCGCUGUCUCCCAUGGGAAACAAUACUGUGGCUGGAGCUUUCUAUGACUUCUACCAGGAUGGUGUUCUGGAUGUGAUACUCAUCCGGAAGAAUCAAAACGGCGAAUACCAGCCCCUAGCUUUCCUCAACACUCUAGACUAUGAUGCCAACUUUGUUAAGGUCAUUGUGCUAACUGGACUGGACAACAAACAGAACCCGGAACGACGUACCGCUCUGGGUAGGAAACAGCGCACCUAUGGAACUAACUUGCCAGGUCCUCGGAUCACAUACAGCACAACCACUCAAGAUGGCGAUCAGCAGUGUGGGAGCAGUGUUCAGCUGCCCCAGGCAUCGUACUUCGCCCUGCAGCUACCAUAUACCUGUUUUGGACUGGGCCGAACGCCCAAUUUCGUGGACCAACUGUCUGUGGGCCUGGGCAGCAAGUAUCGCAAUUUUACCCAACUCAUUCCCAACUCACAGAUCAUCGUUGUGCCAAAACCUCUAGACUCCCCGUCGCACUGGAAGGCCCAGCUCUUCGUAACACCCAGUAAGCUCAUCCUAAUGAGCGUUGUGGCCCUGGGCGGUACCUGCCUAGUCAUCGUCUUCAUUAUCCUGGUUUUGUAUAUUAAAGAAAAGCGCGAGGAUAAGCAGGAACGGCUGCAAGAGUCUCACAGAUUCCAUUUCGAUGCAAUGUAGGGUCGCAAUUCAUAAAUAUAAGUAUUUCUUUUGAUGCCCUCAAGUGGUUCAAAAUAAUUUAACAUUUAACAAUUGUGUAAUAAAAUUAUUAUUUAAGGAUUCUCCUCUGUUGGUAUCUACCCGGAAUCUAUGUACAUAAAAGCAAAUACAGACAAAUUUUUUAUGCUUAUUUUUCGGAGAGUUCCUUCCCAUAAUGGUACCAGCAGGAAGUUUCCUUUACUCUAAUAUUUAUAAUUGUAUACAAAUAAUUUCAAAAAUGUGAUAAUAAUAACGUACAUUUGUUCCAAAA